GCCGUCAGAGCGGCAGAGGGAGAAGGGCUGGCAGUACCGCUCUGCUAAAAUCUCUCAGUUCGGUCAAGCAUGUCGCUUUUCUGUUUGCAGGGACCUCUACUCUACCCAAAUACAAUGAUUAUACUGACCGGUAGAUAGAAGCGUUUUGUUGAAGCCGAGGAAAUGUCUCGUUGGAUUUGGUGCCCGUUUCUGCUGCUGCUGCUGCUGCUUCCCCUGGGUUGUGAAGUCCAAGCUCAAGUAGAAAACCGGGUGGUUUUCCUGCCGGGAGCGUUCCAGAACGUGAGCAUCUCCCAGAAUGAGACGGUGCAGGCCGUGGUGUCCCGGAUCCCCCCGGAGGUCGCUUUCAUCACUCUGCAGUUCCACACGCAGCACCGCAACGCCACGCUCUCCUACGCCCGGAUGCCAGGCCUGGGUCUCUCCCUGACUGCAGUGGACUCGGGGCUCCUGUCGGCUCUGCAGCCAGGCCAAGCGUCCCUCUCCCUGUUUCUGUCUUCUCCUGACGGGGGCACCGUGGCAGGCACCGGGGUCAUCCUCCAGUACUCCAGCACCGAUCCGGUCCCUGGAGCUUGCAACAUGGAGUUCAACCUGGACAUCGACCCAAACGUCUACAUCCACUACAACCUCUACGAGACCACGAUCCGCUUUGCACCGGCGAACCUAGGAUACGAGAGGGGAGAAACUCCGCUGGCCUGCGACAAAUCGACAGAAAGCACCACGCGCUGGCGGCUGCAGUAUGACAUCUACCAGUAUUUCCUGCCGGAGAACGACCUAUCAGAGCGCAGCCUGUUCAAUGGCAUUCACGCUGUGGCUGACGUCCAGGGCAUGAUGGAGAACGGCAAACGGGUCUUGACGGUGUUAUCAUCAGAUAUGAGCAUGGCCGUGUUCAACUCCAUCCCCGGUCAGGGCGUCAUCUUCUCAGUGGUGGUCAGAGACCCGCUGCUGAACACCUCGGCCUCCUACGUCCCCGCCCACACCUACGCCUGCAGCUUCACCUCCACCCUGGACGGCUGUCAAACACUCGGAAAGAUAUCUACCAAGUUUUUCUUCACGGGGGGGGGGGGGGGGGGGGCCCUAGUGGCGAGCCUCCGGGUCAUGUUUGACUCCCAUGAUGGCUCCAUGCGCCACAAAGCAACUCUCAUAGGAAUGAACGGGGCUCAGCCUCCAACGCUGUAUCCAGAGUUGUUCUGCAUGGGAUUUAGCUUUGCGACGUUUUUCUUCUUUGUGCUGAUCACAAGGACCACAGGACUGGACUAUGACAUCUGUCUGACCCUGUCGGCAGUGAUCGGCGUGGUGGGCGGCGUCCUCCUGGUGAUGAGCUGGUGGCGCUUCGGUUCGGUCAUGGCCUGCAUCGUCGUGGUUGGACUGAUGCUUGGCUUCCUCAUCGCCUCCACCGUCCUCUUCACUCCUCUUGGUGACCUGGAUUUGUUCAGGCGUUCAGACGCGGUUUUCUGGGUGACGUUCUGCUGCAUAAUGCUCAUUGUUCCGCUCUUCUUCGUGCGCUGGCCCAGAGAGGGCAACAUCGUGACGUGCGGCAUCGUCGGGGCGUACGCCGUCAUCCUGGCCGUCAACGCCUACGUUUACACCAGCCUGUCCUACAUCACGCUCAACAUCCUCAAGCGCUUCCUCAACAACAACUUCAGCGCCGCGUUCACUGACGUGCCCUUCCAAGCCAUCGACUACGUCCUGAUCACGGUGUGGGUGGUGCUGGGCGUGUGCGGCAUCGUGCUGCAGCUGUACCGCGAGCGCUCCCGCCCGUUCUUCCCGCCCAGCCCGUACCUCAUGUGGCUGCAGGAACGCGAGCGCCGCAAGACCAACGUGCUGGACCCGAGCCACCACUUCCCGCCGCUGGCCAACCGCCUCCUGGCCCGUGCGCGCCAGCUCACCAAGAGGAUGGAGCCGGCCGGAGAACACACGCCUCUGCUCCUGUGAAGCGCCCACGCACGCCAUCGCCGUCUAAAAGGCCCAUUCAGGGUUCAAAGUUAGCGCCAUCUACCGGCCAAAUGCUGGGGCUGGUACAUCUGCUUCACAAACAAUGGCAGCCUGUUGAGUGGCUGGUCAAAUCUAAACAUUCACUCGCCCAUUUGGCUGGUAGACGAAAAAACUUUAUUUUUGAACCCCUGGUACACAGGCCUGAACACACGGAGGGAAAGAUCCCUGCGGUCCCGGGGAGACCUCUUAGUGAUCUGGAGGAAAAACUGUCCCUCGUGACAGUCGUGACUCAGCACCAAGCGGGAUCUAAAGCACUGACACUCUUUACAAAAUGUAUACAAAGACUGUGACCUUUUCUUUCCCCCUGAACGCCACUUUUAUUUAACUCUUAAAUGACAUUUUAACAAACCACUGAAACUGUUCAAGAAGAACUGAAGAAUUCUCUUUGGAAUGUCUCAAAUGUAGCCGCUGAUGCGUUUUAUGGCGUCCGCUGCUUCUUGCACUAAAGGCCCAAACUACUAACGGUUAACAAAAGCUGCGCGGCAUUUCACCGGUGCCGUCAAAGCAACAAGGCAUCUGACGUCGGCUUUUUGUCGUCGCUCAGCUGGCUUCUAAAACUACGGGCGUCCGCUCGGAACGGGACGUUUGUUGUCAUUUGGCUUUCAAAGGUGCUCUUAAGCGAUGUGACGCGUUUUUUUUUUUUUAGGCUACGACAUUUUUGUUGUUGUCACAUACAGCAAACAUCUCCUCGCUAUCCGCUAGCUGCCUGUCC
Perca fluviatilis (European perch) is the source of this 2701-nucleotide messenger RNA. It is a transcript of the gene tm7sf3, whose product is annotated as transmembrane 7 superfamily member 3. Lineage: Eukaryota; Metazoa; Chordata; Actinopteri; Perciformes; Percidae. The record is from RefSeq and is a predicted model, not a curated record. The coding region runs from base 163 to 1929 and encodes 588 amino acids. The transcript is spliced from 13 exons.